AUGAUGAUGCUGGCAUCGGUGUCCAAGUACCUUAGCGGCAGCUUCGCCCUUCGCGGCGACGUCAACCGGCUCAAAGACGCGGUCAACCUCGUCCAGAAUGGCUUGGUCCCGCUCAUUUGCAUCGACGUCGAGGCGUGGGAGCGCCAGCUGCUGAAAGUCACCGAGGUGGGCAUCGCCAUCUACGACCCGGCGCUGGGCCCCUCCCUUUUCCCCACCAUUGAAACCACCCAUUUGAUCGUCAAGGAACACCUCAAUAUGGUCAACGGCCGCUUUGUCCCCGAUAAAAAGCACCAGUUCAACGGGGCAAAGCUGUACGUCAUCUCCCAGCGGGAAAUGGCCGAAUUCGUCCGCAACCUGCUUUUGCGGUUUCCCCGGUACGCCUUCGUCGGCCACAAUUUUAGUGGCGACGUCGACUGGCUCCGCAGUCUUGGCAUUAACGUCCCGCUGGACGUCCCCGUGAUUGACGUCGCCGACAUCUGGCAGCUUCUGCGUAACGCUGGCGGAACCCUCCACGGAGUACUUGAAUUUCUUGAUAUUCCUCAUUAUAAUCUUCAUAACGCUGCUAACGAUGCUUACUAUACCCUUUUGGCGGCGUUGGUGAUCACUGACCCUAAAGUGAGACUAAAGAAAGGGUUGGACACUUAUACCGAAAUCAAAGGGUUAUCCAAGAGCCAGAAGCGGAGACAGACGUUCCAAAAGACGACGCCGACGGAACAAGUCACCCUGGGGGCGGCGUUAUACCACCGUCUCCUCGCCCCUCCCUCUACGAGCACCAGUCUGACGAACAACAAUUAA
Diutina rugosa is the source of this 795-nucleotide messenger RNA. RefSeq lists its product as uncharacterized. The coding region runs from base 1 to 795 and encodes 264 amino acids. The record is from RefSeq and is a predicted model, not a curated record. The transcript has a single exon. Gene Ontology annotation, molecular function: nucleic acid binding. Lineage: Eukaryota; Fungi; Ascomycota; Pichiomycetes; Serinales; Debaryomycetaceae. Gene Ontology annotation, cellular component: nucleus.